UGUUUGAAUCGCAGCAGAUAAGUGUUUUUAAAUUAGAAGAGAAGACAGCCAUAGGGGCAUCGUAUUUCUAGAAUAUCCUAGCAGGGGAAAGUAGGGGGCAGCAGAAUAUUUGUUUUCCUUACCAUUAAACGCUUACGUCAGCGUUCUGUCAGCAAUAAUUUAAUGUUUUUCCUUGGGUAUUCAUGCUAUAGUAACAUGUUUGAAAAGGUUUAUAAUAAAAGCCGGGCUAGUGAGGCCAGGACUGUCCUGACGCCAAAGGCAAUAAGUCAAAGUAACCCACUGACCACGCCCAACAAAGCAGCUACGCUUUUUUUGUCUGGGCCUGAUAACGUAAUUCUUGGUACCCAGGGCGCGAGUCGAACAAAAUUGUAAACAAAUACAAAGAACACCGGCUGAUGGUGUACGAAAGGUCAGUAUUUGGUUCUAUGGACAUCAAGAAAAUGACUGAGGGAACGGAGAUUAUUGAAUCAGAUUCCACAGCUGAAAAGACAUCCAGCAGAGUGGAUCAAGCCUGUCAAUUUAAUGGUUUUAUUGAAUCACAUCAAUCACAUGAUGCAUACACUUCAACUUCAAGUCCAGAGAUUGAUACACAUCGUCAUAAUGGAUCCGCAAUAAAGGAUGAAGACGAUUAUCAUUCAAGUCAGAUAAUUUACCCAAGAAACUACGAACCUCCGCAAAGCGACCCCGAGAAGUGUAUACAUUGUAUCGCCGCUGCUGCAGCUCGAAGAGCAGCCACACAUCACCACUAUUCACCACCAUCGCCACCCCGCCAACAAUAUGUUUCUACAGCCUCGCCACCUCAUGUAUUUCAGUCUGGUGGACUUCCCUCCAUGGUGCAUUGUGAAAUCAGGCCAAGAAUGUAUGUAUCGUAUGCUGGAGAGGAAAGAAAGUCUACAGUUUCCCGUACAUAUAUGUCUUCAUCAUAUUCUCCUCCACGUGACUCUUCGCCGGGUCCAACAAUGGCUGAUAGCAGGUCUGUGUAUGGUAAUCGUUCACCCAACCAAGCUAUCAUCGUGCAGCCUCAGUUUUCCGGGAGCUCGCAGUUACCAACGACAACUAAUAGCAUUGAUACGCGAUCUCCCACUAGUCCUCGCAAUUCCAAACGCAGAAGUCAUCAUUGCAUGUUUAAGGGCUGCAACAAAGUUUAUACGAAAUCUUCACACUUAAAAGCACAUAUGCGCACCCAUACCGGAGAGAAACCUUACAAAUGUUCAUGGGAAGGCUGCACGUGGAAGUUUGCAAGGUCAGACGAACUAACUAGACAUUUUCGUAAACACACUGGAAUGCGUCCGUUCAAAUGUACUAAGUGUGACCGCUCCUUCUCGCGGUCUGACCAUUUGUCGUUGCAUAUGAAACGUCACAUCAGUGAAAGUAGCAAACCUGUUACAAACGUCUCUUAUUCCUGAGAAGAAAAUGACAGUAGAAAACAAUUUGUUGGCGCUCAAGCAAGAUAGACAUCAGUGUCUGACGCAUUUCACUGACGUUGAUUACCACAAGAAUUUAAGUGUAUCCGGGUGUAACAUAGUUGCUCCGGUCGCUACGCGAGCUCAAAGUGACAACGAGAACAAUAGCAUUAUAUCCGCUCCGCUAUAUUAGCUGGCUGUUAUCUAUCAUACAAUAUAUGUAUAUAUAUAUACCUACCGACAACCGUUACUUAACGAGAUCCUUCUUUCGUAUUCGUGUUUAAAAACGUUUUUUAAAUUUUUGUAAAUUAAGUUUUGACUUGCAGGUCGAGUGUGUCUGUGUAUAUAAUUUGUGUCGUGGUAAUCUUCUGUAAAUAUAAGCAAAGGUAGAUUAAGUAACAUUAGGACUAGAGUGAUAUGCAUAUCGUUCAUCUCCCUUAACUAAUGCUUAUUAUGGUAAUUUAUCUCCAUAAUAGCGAAUAACAAUAAAACGUAGAAUGCAGAUUACUUAUUAUUUUCCCAAUUUUUAAGAUACAAAAAAAUAAUUUUUUCCGAUCGUACUAUUUGAUAUAAUUUUUCAAUCGUAGAAUGGCUUAUAUUUUACUUAUUAUGUUGUAUUUAUUUAUUUCUUAUCGUUUCUAAAUUUUAUAAUCGAGUUAACAAAAUUAAUUGUAAAUAUUAUAAUAGUAAAGAAAAUUAUGGAUCUGCUAAUCACCGCGAAAAUUAUGGAUGUGCUAAAUACUGCAAAAAUUAUCUUAAAGUGUCAUGUUAAAAAAAGGUUGAAAAUACUUGGAAUUAUGGUACCUCCUGGGUCAGAAUAAAGUCGCAAAAAAUUUCUCAAAUUUUUUUUGUCCCAGAAGAUACAUCAUAAAUAACAGGACUAGCCUAAUUGCUUUUUGACAGUAGAUGACGUUGUUUGACCAUCGGUUGAAAUCGAGCAAUGAAUCGCGAAGAUGUAGAAGAAUCUUAAACGGUUUAGGGAGCUGCAAAAUUUCUGUAGUCGUUGUACAGAGAUCUUUUGUUGACUUUUGAUACGUGGCAUGCGCAAAAGAAGUUAUAAGAAAAUUUCUUUUUACACCAACCAUAUCAAAAUGAAUACAGGUAGGUAAUAAUAUCGGAGCAGUUUGGUAUUAUUGGUAGUCAUUAGUAUGGAUUUUUUACUAAGGCGCUUAUUUAAAUAUGGGACUUUGUGAAAAAAGCGUAAAAAAUUCUGCCCUCUGAGGGGUGCGCUCGUUAAAAUGUCUUAAUGUCUCAGAAAAAAUGUACUGAAAUGUGGAGCACAAGUUAAGGCGUGGAGCUUCUCUCGAAGUGGGAGCAACGGUAAAGUGUGAUAGUUAGUGGAAAGACUGUUACGAAAAAAAAACAGUCCGGACGCCCACUGGAUCAUCACCACCCGAGUCAAGUUUUUUAAAGAAAUAAAUAUUGGGACGAAGUUGGCAUCUUUUUAUCGUCUUUGCUUUUGGGUUGUUCGGUUUUUCAAACGGUCUUUGCGGGAAAUACAAAAACAAAAUCAAAGACCACUUGAGAGGAAUAGAAAGCGGGGGCAUUUAACACUCUCACAGGUUUUUUGUCGAGUUUUUUUAGGGAAGAAGGUAAAUAAUUAACGAAUGCAUGCCAUGCUGCUCUAUAUGUUUUGUAUGGUGUUGAUUUGCAUGGCUUUUAGCCAGCCUCGCCAUCCAUGAUAUUGAUGGUAAUGAUGUGAGAUAUAUCUAGCUAGCUAGUUUGGUUUAGGCCAAGGUAAAUUAUAUCACAGUUUUCGGUCCACCUAGCUAGACAUAUUCAAAAACACAUGCAGGAACUCUUUAUUAUUCAUUUGUUAAUUAUAUUGCCAACCAAAAGUUGUGCAACCAGGACAGCUUCUACUGUCAUCUAAGUACGUUUAAGCUCAGGGCCUGUAUUUAUUAAUCCAGUUCAAGUGCAUUUUACAAAUUCAGACCCUUCUGCAAACUGUGUUAGCUCAAAUCCUAUAUCGAUGAUUUUGCUAAGGAAAAAAAUUUGUAGCUAGCAACAGGAAAUUAUUUGCCUCUCAUACUCUGUGCAGGAGACCGGAGUUCAAUUCCUCUUGACAACGAUUCAACAUGAGCAAGUGAUUGUUACCAUAGCCCCGGGUUAACCCAAGCCAUGUCAGGGAAAUUGGGGAGAUGGCACACUGUGUGGGCCGUUGGAUGUUGCCGGGAGUUGUCUAGUAGAGUGCAGGCCCUAAUUGGAUUUGCAUAGCUCAAAAAGAGCGUUAAAUACUCCAGGACUGCCCAUCUAAGCCAUGGCCCCUCCUGGAAGUAAUAGACAGGGUAUAUCCCUUGAUAUUUGUGAGGCUAGCCAUGUAAAAUAUGCACAUCUCUCUAUGAAAAUGACUGAUAAACUUUUGAAAUCUUUGUAAAUAAUAAACAAUAAAAUGUAAAUAAUAAGAAAUAAUAAACUUAUUCAUGAGGGGUCUCAAGCAUAUUGGGGCUGUUUGUGAGAAACUGAUAUAAUUCUGUCGACCUUAGGGUCAUGUUUUGAAUGGCUAAACUAUAGACAAUUUUCAUCAUGACACAUGUUGUUUAUAAUCCCUAGACCUCUUACGCAAAUCAACAGGCAAAAUAAUGCAGGUAGUAAGUCAUGGACCAUUCCAUCAAAAAUUUAUUUUCAGUUAGAGGCAUCUUUUGAUUUUGAAAUUAGAAUAUGGCUCGCAUGUAGCUUAGAUUAAGAUCAUAUAUCAGUGAAAAGAUGCUAGUAGCGACAGUACAAAAGUUUUUCAUCAUAAUUUGACUUUCUUCACCUAAGGUGUGCAUGUUUUGUUGCCUGUCAAUAUUUCUAAUUUUUUCAGCACAUGCUCAAUAAUCCUUUAAAAAAACUAAACAUUGUUUUGAACUGCAUUAACAAUGACAUGACAACAAUGAGAGGCGAAUAGAAAACUUUGCCUGAAUUAUUGCCUCAAAUUUUACAUAACUAACUGCUAUGGCUACAGUGUUUAGAGUGACUCAAUUGAUUUAAAGUAUAUGAUCGUUCAUUGCGCUUAGCAGAUUAUGUCUGCUAAAGGCGUGGCUGUGGAGGUGAGGUUGUUAAAGCUAUUCAAAAACUGUUCUCAACUAGUUUUAAAAAACAACAACAAUAUGCUCAUAAAUUAGAGGCAGUGAUCUCGCACUGAGAAAAAUUCUUGAAGUCAUUUUUUCUUAUAAUUGUUGUAGUUUUAUUGUUUAUACUUUUAAACUUGAUACAAAGUAGAAACUAGUUGAUACAGUUGCAAUAGUUUAGUUAUUCACGAAACUGGCAUUCAUGGAAAUGUAUAUAUGUUAUAUUUUUGCUACUUUUUGCGCAUAUCGAAAUACAUGUCUGUAAUUUGUGUACAGGUUAUCAAUUAAUACGUUGACUCUUCAGACUAACGUAUAUAUCGUUUUUUCAUAAAGUGAUAUAUCCCAAGGGAAAGUUAGCUUUGGUGUACCGGUGUAAAUGAUCAAAAAAAUUGUACAUUUUAAGCCUGUUUUUUUCUGAAUUUUACUCCAAAGUCUGAACAAAUCAGGAUACCACCUUUGUGCAUGGCCUUGACGUAUAAAAAUGGUUUUCAUAGUCCCUCCCACUUUCUGCGCUGGGGUUCAAUGGUCUUGUUUCUGUCAAAAUGUUGGUGCUAUAGCUUCACUAUUUGUAACAGUUCCAAUGGUGUAAGCUGCUUAUUCGGGUUGGCUAGAAUUUCUCGGGCGUAGGUGACUGAUGUAAAAUGCAAACUGUACGGCAGAACAAUCUAGGACUAAUAUGAGCAUCACAUAGACUUCUUCGAAACAAAGUGAAUUUUGGUGGUUCCAUUAAGUAUCUUAAAUUAAGUAGCAAACUUUAAAACAGGAUUGGUGUUAUGUUUGUUUACAAUAUUUUGCAAUAAUUUUAUACCAUACUUUUACAUUGUAAACACCAUUCGCAGCUACGCAGAACAUAAAAUAAAGAAAAUUCAAACAUUUGCACAUGAAAAAUACGGUAACUGAUUCAAGGAUAAACCUUAAUUGUUCUGAACUAAUUCUUCUUCCAUAUCUCUUCUUUAUAAUAAAACUAAAUCAUUCUCAUUCAUCAUUCUCAUCAUCAUUCUCAUCAUCAUUCUCAUCAUCAUUCUCAUCAUCAUUCUCAUCAUCAUUCUCAUCAUCAUUCUCAUCAUCAUUCUCAUCAUCAUCAUUCUCAUCAUCAUCAUCAUCAUCAUCGUCAUCACCAUCAUUCUCAUUCUCAUCAUCAUCAUCAUCAUCAUCAUCAUCAUCAUCAUCAUCAUCAUCAUCAUCAUCAUUAUCAUCAUCAUCAUCAUCAUUAUCAUCAUCACUCUCAGCUUAACGUCCGUUUUCCAUGCUAGCAUGGGUUGGACGGGGUAUAUUAAUGACCCUCUUCCAAUCUGAUCUAGCCUGUGUUAGAUCUAAACUCACCUUCCUCUGUAUCAAGUCUGUCCUUAUAACCACCUGCCAAGUCUUUCUCGGUCUGCCUCUGGGCUUUGCCCCAGAAACCAUCAAGUCUCUUCACUUUCUUAACCAAUUAUCGCCCUCCAUUCUUUCCAAGUGCCCCAGCCAAUUCAAUCUUAUUUGGAUAACAUCUUUAAUUCUACGGAUACUUAGCCUGCUUCUUAGCUCAUCUGAACUAUUUCUGUCUCUCAGACUGGCGUUACACAUCCACCUAACCAUUCUCAUAUCAUUCCUUUCUAAACGGUCAAGAUCUUCCUGCUUCACUGCCCAUGUCUCACUACCGUACAACAUAACACUUCUUACACAGGCCUCAUACAACCUACCUUUUAACUUAAUUGACAAGACUCUGCUAGUCAACAAAGGAAAUAACUCUCUGAACUUUUUCCAAGCAGAACCUAUCCUGCAAGUAACACUUCUUCCAACACCCCUCUUCACUGCCCAACAUAUCGCCUAAGUAACAGAAGUUACAUAGUUAUUAUAUACUGAAGAUACAAACUCCUCUUUUAUUUUUUCACUUUGUUAUUGAAACGGUAUUUCUUCUUUUUGUAACUUUGUGUUCUGACGUUUUUAGGAUUGUGCAGUCAAUCUGAUCUAAGAGUACCGGUUAUAGAUAUCUGUUAUACAUGUCUUUCUUGCUGAUGUAAAUUCUAUAACGGAAACAGAGGUUUAUCAAUUAUUGGUAUACAGAUGAUAACCUUUAGUAUCUUAGGUCUUUUUGAAUGACUUUAGACUAGCAUGACAUAUAUAAUGUUAC
This is a messenger RNA of Hydractinia symbiolongicarpus, 6566 nucleotides long. Its product is annotated as Krueppel-like factor 3. Lineage: Eukaryota; Metazoa; Cnidaria; Hydrozoa; Anthoathecata; Hydractiniidae. Gene Ontology annotation, molecular function: DNA-binding transcription factor activity, RNA polymerase II-specific; RNA polymerase II cis-regulatory region sequence-specific DNA binding. The record is from RefSeq and is a predicted model, not a curated record. The transcript is spliced from 8 exons. The coding region runs from base 396 to 1406 and encodes 336 amino acids. Gene Ontology annotation, biological process: regulation of transcription by RNA polymerase II.